Messenger RNA from Neolamprologus brichardi, 4137 nucleotides. RefSeq names its product interleukin 34 (gene il34). Lineage: Eukaryota; Metazoa; Chordata; Actinopteri; Cichliformes; Cichlidae. Gene Ontology annotation, biological process: positive regulation of cell population proliferation; positive regulation of macrophage differentiation; positive regulation of protein phosphorylation. Gene Ontology annotation, molecular function: macrophage colony-stimulating factor receptor binding. The record is from RefSeq and is a predicted model, not a curated record.
GGCGCACUUGGCGGCACACUGAGACAGCGCACCAGGACUCCGUGGAUGGACAAAUCCAGUAGUGGACUUCCUUCACUGACAAGAUUAAGACCGGAUUUCUAUCGCUCAGCUUUUCUUCGCAUUUAACAAAGGUUCACUACAACCGUCGCAUUUGAAAAGGAUUUCUCACCCUGGGAGUGCGAGGCAAAGGGACUUUGGAGAUUGUCAACAGCAAUAAAGCGCAGCAGCCAUUUAAAGGAUCUGGAUGAUCAACAGUACAAUGAGGACCUAAAGCUGGGAGUGCUUCCCACUGAAGGCACAAGAGUUUCAGACCACAGUGUUACUGCAGUGUGUGUGGCCCGUCCAGUCUGUGUAUUUUUACAUACUCACUGUGUUGAGUUCAAAGCCCUGUGGAGUGAGGAGAGGACUUAAACCAAAGAGUAUGGUUCAGCUGUCCACUGCAGUCUGCCUGUUGGGAGGCCUGUUUUUGAUAGCUCCCGUUCUGAUGGCCCCAAUGCACUCCAGUAUGUGCACACCACUGAGGACGAUCAACGACAGCCUCAGCCACAGACGACGGUACAUGAAACACAACUUCCCCAUUGAGUACACCAUCAAGGUUCAUAAUAGGGAAAUCUUUAGACUGUCAAAUAUCAGCAGAAUGAAGUUAAGAACAGAGGAGUUGAAUGACCUGGUUCUACAGAGGCUGUGGUUUCAAGUGUAUCAAGGUGUUUUAAAAAAGAUCCUCUGGGUUUUGCCAACGAGACAUCCUUCACGUCCUUACACGGCUGAGUUGGAAAGACGCUUCAAGGAUGCUCAGGCAGUCUUUAUGCAGUCACAUCCUGCUGAGGUCUUCCAAGAGGACCUUCCAGAGAAAAUCCAGGACAUUUGGGAUAGUUUAACAGAAAAGCCUGAAAACAUGCCAGAGUCUAGUUGGCGAUUUGCUACUCCAAAGUCUCUCUUGGACAACUUGUGCCGCACCAUGUACUGCCUCUUCAGUGAAUGCUUUUCCAACGCAGACGUUCAGGAAGACUACUGUGAAGUUUCUCAUUGGCGGAAAGGCAGGAAGAAAGACAUGCAGCCCGAAAGCUGAGAAGAAGCAAGUCAAGUUGUCCCUAGUGAUUAGGGAUUAGUAUUAUUAUUUCCCUUGAGCUAUAGGGAGAUGGGUAAAAGGACAAUACACACUGAAAUGAGAGUUCAGACCUGAUUUGUGAACAUCAAUAAGUCUUUUCCAAAUCUGCUAUAUACAGCUAAGAUUAUCCAGAGCUUGUCCUCAUAAUUUCAACUCUGUGUCAAAGCAGAUGAAAAUUAAAGACAUAAUAUCUCUCAAACCUUUGUGAACCUAAAGGCUUUCUGUUAAAUGACAUCAAAUGAAAUUUUGAGUAAAAAUGCCAGCUCAUUGUCUCUUGGCAUCCUCUCAGAUUAAGAUUAUUUAAUCUUAAUCUAUAUAGCAUUUUUGGAUCAGAUUUGCUCAUGUUCACAAAUAGCGACUGAACUGAUGUGUGGUCAAUAUUUUAUCUAAGGUGGAUUCUUUCUAAACAAAGGGUUAAUGCUCACCUGCAGCUUUGCCAAACCACUGCUCAAAAAGUUGUGAUGCGCUCCUGCGGGCCUGUGUGGUUCAUGUCAGAGGCCAAGGACAGAUUGGGAAACUUCAGCUGACUUUGUACAUUUGCCAGAAUUCGCCUCUUUUGAACAUCAGUGUGCUAAAGCAGGAGCAGUGUAUAUGAACUCCAAGCGUAAAUGCAAACUGAUAACUACUGGUCUUAUUCUACAGUUGUUGACUGUACAUUUUUAUACAGCUGCCCAGACUGCUUAGCCAAGGCUGUUGAAAAAUGUGUGUACAUUUUGGCUCCAUUAUAUGUAUUUUUUUCCUAAAUGUUUAUUAUGCAAAGAAUGAGAUUGGAAAAUGCAUUCAUCUCCCUCCAUCCAACCUAUGCAUUUUAUACUUGCUGUAGAUCUCUUAUGGGUUUUUUUCAUGAGGCAACUAUUAAAUAAUUUGAGGACUUAGUAGCUAAACAAAGCUCAAAUGAUUGUUAGCAUUUUAAAUAUGAAGUUACAUCACAGUCAGAUGUUAUUUGCCCCAUAGUUAAGUUAUAUUCUAUAAAAAUAAUAGUAACAACAACAGUAAUAAUAAUAAUAAUAAUAAUAAUAAUAAUAAUUGACACUUCUGUCUGUUGUCCAUUAUCUUGAGUUACCCCUCACAGAAAUUUAACUAUGAACAUGUUGGAGAUGCACACAAAGACAGUUGCAAAACCAAAAUGUAAAAUUCAGCUCAGUGUAGUUGCAACAUUAGAAAUCUUGUGGGAUUGUUCUCAGCAUUCAAACACAUCCAUACUGAGAUUUAAUAUCAGAGUUAAGAGUUACCCCUUAAAUGAUUCAAAUCAAGGCAAGGUUAUGAGAAGGUAAGGCAAAGAGAAACAUACAGUUUACUACAGAAGUUGGACUUUUGGCUGACAAGCACUGUAAAUAUGUGAAAAAAAGGAAAAUGUAGGCAAGUCAACAAGAUUUUCAUGCAAUAUCACUUAGAGUUUAAACCUUUACACACAGGAACAAGUUUCAAGAUGCAUUUCAAAGUUCACAAAAAGUGUUAUGGUGCUUCUUCAGUGGAGUUUUGGACUUAGAGAUUCUAUUCUACAUGUGCAACUAUAUAAAUACUGACUGAAAAAAUGUUUUUAUGGUAAGCUAGUAUUUCUGUUUGGAGUGCCAGUGAAGAUUCACUUAAAAAAGGCCCUCUACACAGAUUUGUCAAACACAGUAGUGAACAAACGUAGUGAAGUAAAAAGUAGUGCAGUUUUAGCUUUCUUCAGGGUGUGUUAAUACCCAGAAAUCUAGCUUGUUACAUGCUGAAAUGUUCACACCCUAACCUCAUCUUUGGUAAUAAUUAACUCUGAUUCUCAAAAUUGUUAACUAACCAGGGGCUUGGAUGUGAACAUGUACACUUCAAUACAGUAAAUGCUUAACAUCUUUACUGAGCAGCUGCUGUGUCAAGGCAACAUCAACAACUGUAAUGGGUUGCAUAGUUUUUUUCCCCACACUGGAGCACAUCUCUGUGGAAUUUUUCUUAUCUGUUAUUAUCAGCCAAACUGCAGUUUGGUGAAAAAAAAACAGCUGGAUGAGGUAAAAUGAACAGAAAAGUAAGAAAAACAGUAAGCCAUUAAAACGAAGCAGCUUAUGCUAAUAUUUUCAGCUCGCAACCAUCAAUUAAUUUCAGCUGCCAUAGCCAUAUUUUUAAACUCGGCCAUUCAACACAUUUAACUACUUAAGGCAAGAGUGAGCAGAUGUUAAAGGGAGUUACCUAAAGGUCAUUUGUUCUUAUCAGGAUUGAAAGCAUCCUUCAUAUUUUCUUGUUGUUUGAGUAAAACUCUAUUAUACAUGCUUCAUUUGAUUAUUGAUGAUGGUGACGUAAAGUUGAGGCUAAGUGUUCGAAAGAAAUCUUGAGACAUACAGAAACAUAAACAUAACAGUAGAAAAAAAAGCAUUCUGGUAGUAGUUUCAAUGAUUUGUGAGGCAUAUUUGGCUUAUUUAGGAAACUUAAACGUUAUAAAUACAAAUAGACUUUGUUUAAAGAGAUUUAAUCUAAUUAACUAACUCACUAUGUUAACAGGUUCUCCACUGAAGUAUAGAAGGCAAAUCUUAAACCUGCUUUGAGACAAUGCUGAGAAAAACAUUACCAUUUGAACUGAUAUAGUUCUUUAAUGCACAAGUUUCAAGCAGUUAAAAAGAGCAGCGUUUCAUAACGUUACAGCAAGAAGGGUGGGGUCGGCCUUUGAAACUGUUUGGCACAGUCACUUACUGAAGACAAUCUGCUCACCCCGUCAUGUGCCACUGUUUUCCUUAGACUGUUGUUUUUCCUCAUUGUACGUUCCAUGCACAGCGUUCAUUGCUUUCAAAUCCCAACAUACUGGUUCAGUCAGUUUAUGGUGCAACAUUCCCAUAUCCCCUUAUUUGCGUUAGGGCUGAAUGUAUUUAUUAUCAUUAGCAAUGUUAACAGUUUCAAAAACACUCUUGAAAUGCCUGUGCAAACAUUGCAAAAAAAGAACUGGUUUAUCAUACCAGCUAGGAGCAGUCAUUAUCCUUCCCUUUAAGAUUGUUAUAUUAAAGGAUAUUGUUUGUUGAAAUGAAACAUGAAAGAAUUUAACUUAAACUAAAAUAAAUAUAUAU